GAAGAGAUACUUUCCUAAAGUGGCAAUCCGAAAACUCCAAAACUUGAAAAUGGUUUCUCAUGCACCUUAUUUGGUUGUGUCGAUAAGUUUCUUAGUUGGUUUAAGCUUGUUGCUUGUUGUACACGCUAAAGAUUUCAACCAAGACAUUGACAUAACUUGGGGUGAUGGUAGAGGAACUAUUUUGAACAAUGGAACCCUUCUAAAUCUCUCUCUUGAUCAAUCUUCAGGGUCGGGGUUCCAAUCGAAAGCCGAGUAUUUGUACGGUAAAGUCGAUAUGCAGAUCAAACUUGUCCCGGGAAAUUCCGCCGGGACAGUGACCACCUUCUACUUGAAGUCUCAAGGAUUAACAUGGGACGAGAUAGAUUUUGAGUUCUUGGGGAAUGUUAGUGGAGAUCCAUACAUUCUUCACACUAAUGUUUACACUCAAGGCCAAGGUGAUAGAGAGCAACAAUUCUACCUUUGGUUCGAUCCGACUGCUGAGUUCCACAACUAUUCUAUUCUAUGGAAUCCGAGUCACAUAGUGUUCUAUGUUGAUGGGAAGCCAAUUAGAGAAUUCAGAAAUUUGGAAGCAAUGGGUGUGGCUUAUCCAAAGAGCCAACCCAUGAGAAUGUAUGGUAGUCUAUGGAACGCAGAUGAUUGGGCCACGAGGGGAGGCCUUGUCAAGACAAACUGGUCACAGGGACCAUUCGUAGCCUCUUUCAUGAACUACAACUCCGAGAAUACUUGUGUCAUGUCGUCCAUUGAUAAUGCAACCACCUCGUCGACCAUUAUUACUCCUUGUAGCCCCGAUGGCAGCUCGUCUUCGAGCAGUACAAGCGAGUGGUUUUCGCAGAGAGGGAUGGAUUCGCCAAGCAAGAAAAUACUUAGAUGGGUUCAGAGGAAGUUCAUGGUUUACAAUUAUUGUAAGGACAAGAAACGGUUCUCUAAAGGUUUGCCUGUUGAAUGCACUUCCAAAAACAAGAACAAGAACACAAAGUCGUCUUGAGAUUUUUGUAUGUUUUAUCCUUUAAAAUUAAUGAGUUUUCCAGUUAAGAUUAGUUGUCGUGAUUUGUUUAUUUUGUGUUGGUUAUUUUGUUUAUUUUCCCAAUGAUGAUUUAUUCGUCUUAUAUUUUG
This is a messenger RNA of Capsella rubella, 1113 nucleotides long. RefSeq names its product probable xyloglucan endotransglucosylase/hydrolase protein 21. Bases 50 to 985 code for a protein of 311 amino acids. Lineage: Eukaryota; Viridiplantae; Streptophyta; Magnoliopsida; Brassicales; Brassicaceae. The record is from RefSeq and is a predicted model, not a curated record. Gene Ontology annotation, molecular function: hydrolase activity, hydrolyzing O-glycosyl compounds; xyloglucan:xyloglucosyl transferase activity. Gene Ontology annotation, biological process: cell wall biogenesis; xyloglucan metabolic process. Gene Ontology annotation, cellular component: apoplast; cell wall. The transcript has 3 exons.